Molecule: messenger RNA, 2554 nt
Organism: Chironomus riparius
Lineage: Eukaryota; Metazoa; Arthropoda; Insecta; Diptera; Chironomidae
Source: the annotation of a GenBank genome assembly
UUUUUCCAAAAAAAAAAAAAGCCAUAAAACCUUUUUUUUUUUCAUUUGAAGCUUUUCUCAAUGACAAAUCUUUUCUUCCUCUUCUUUUUCUGGGAUACUAAAUGAUAAAGCUUUAAUUGCAUCUCACAUUUCCUUUCGUAGAUGGAUAAUUUAUUACCAAACGAAUUGGAAGAGUUGAUUGUAUGCAGUUGUUGCCACACAACAUUCAAUGAUUCAGAUGCAUUACCAAAACUAUUUUCAUGUCGCCAUUACUUUUGUCUCAAAUGUAUCAACACAAUUUUGUUGAAGGGAAAGGAGCUUUAUUGCAUCCAUUGCUGGAAGCGUACAGAAAUACCAGACAUGAAACCCGAAAAUUUACCAACAUACAAUGCUAUAUUGUAUUUAUCACAAAAUAUGAUAAAUAUAAAGGCAAAGAAAAUUAUAAGUGCAGAUAAAAAUCAAUUUUCGCCAAAUAAUAACAUAUCAACAAAUCUAAAUAAUAAAAUACGUUCAAAUGAAAACUGUCUCACUCAUGCGAUGCCGAAUAGUUUAUGGUGCUUGAAGUGUAAUGUCUUAGUGUGUCGAGCUUGUGCAAGUACUGAAGAUCACCGAAAUCAUACCGUUAAGAGCUUAAAUGAAGCUAAAGAAGCAAUUCAUAAUGACGUUUUAUCUGAAUUGAUUAAGAUGCAAAAGAAAUUAACUGAGUUACAGCAUCUUGUGUUUAAGCAAAGAGAUUUCUUAUUAAAAAUCCUUGAAGGUUGCACGACACUUAAAACACAAAUUGAAACCGAACUAAUAAAUCAUAUACCGACGUUAGAAAUAAGUGAUAUUCGAGGAAAUUUGUCCAAAGCAAAACUAACAUUGACGCUCCUCGAGCAUCAAUCGUCUCCAGCUGAGGCCUAUCGAUUAUUCGCAAGUCUUAAUAUGGAAAAGCAACGACUUCAUUUUAAAUAUAAUGAAAUGCUAUUACAGUGCAAAUUGGAGGAAAUCAUUCAACACAAUGGUUCUCUCUUGGAUUUCGAAUUUUUGAAACAAAUUUCCUCGGUCCUAAGUAUGAAUGGUGUCGAUGCCAUUACAUUAAGCGAAAAUCAAGUCAUUUUGAAUGCAGUUAAUAGUAAUUUAGCGUCCAUUUCUAAUCAAACCGUCUUGAACAAUAACAAUAACAAUUCGAAUAAUAAUAAUAAUUCAAACAACAGCAACAACAACAACGGAAAUAAUAACAACAACAACAACAAUAAUUCUAAUUUAAAUAAUAAUAACAAUAAUAACACCAUAAAGAAUAAUAAUCAUCCAACUCAAUUAGGCACCCCGAUCUCAAGUGCUUCAAUUAACAACAUCAACAGUAAUUCUGCGACUGUAUCAACUUCACCAUUCAAUUGUAAUCACAUUAUGACUGGAUUAGGACAUAACAAUAUGAUUUUACUAUUAGCUAAUUACUGCAUUUCGCAAUUGUAUUCACAUCAUAUAUUGACUACAAAGACAAUGGCGCAAGCUCUCAUGAGUAGUCCACCUCACAACAAAACUUCAUUUUCCUUCUCCAGUAAUAAUAAUAAUAAUAACAAUAAUAACUUAUUCGGUGGAAUUAUUGGGAUGCUUCCUGAUCAGAUGUCUCAAAUGACUAUGCAAGACAACCUAUUUCAAAAACUUUCGGAAUCAACAAAUAUUUCAACAUCGGACCUUUUAAAUAACGUUGGGCACAUUGGAAACGGAAAUAUAUCUAACUUUAUAUCAGCUAAUAGUCGUCAGCUUCAUCAUUCACACCAAACUCCACCACCAUUAAACUUUAUACCUGAUAUAAAUGGAAUCGUUUUACAUCAUUCAUUACAUUCCUCAGUAUCUAAUUCUAAUAAUAAUUUAUCAACAUCAACGACAACGUCAAAUCAGCAGCAAUCUGUCGCAAAUCUUGUUCAAAAUCCAAGUGUUCAUGUAUAUCCAAUAUAUUAUUUCAACAUUGAAAUAAAUGGAGCACCUUUUGGACGAGUUCUAAUCGAAGUACGUAACGAUGUGGCACCGAAAAUGGCAAAGAAUUUUGGUUCUUUAUGUACAGGUGAACUUGGGUUCGGCUAUAAGGGUUGUUCCAUUUUCCAGUGUUGGGAAAAUGAAUCAAUCAUUACAGGUGAUUUUGAAUUAAACAACGGACGAGGCGGGCGUUCUGUUUUCGAAGAUAGCUUCUUUAUGCCUGACGAUACAAAAAUUUUGGCGAUACGCGGAUCGGUAGGAAUGCGACGCAGUCAAAAACGUCACGAUAACUUAGGUUUAGUCGGUUCACAAUUUCGAAUUAUUCUACGCGAAAUGAGAGGAUUUACAGGAAUUUUUGCUUUCGUUGUUGAAGGCUUAGAUUUGGUGGACAAAAUAAGUAAAGCGGGUGAUUCGGCUGGUAAGCCGACAAGUAAUGUGAUCAUAGUUAAUUGUGGUAAAUGGCAAUAGACGAGAUAAACAAGUAUUUUGAUUUUAGAGUAUUUUUAAAUGAACGUGCUGAUAUGUAAUGAAUAUAUAAAGAUUUAUGAAGUUACCUUUAAACAAAAAAAAAAAAAACGAUGAUACAAAAUGAAAAUAAGCGUAAUGACCUGACUAA